Messenger RNA from Miscanthus lutarioriparius, 1230 nucleotides. The record is from the annotation of a GenBank genome assembly. Lineage: Eukaryota; Viridiplantae; Streptophyta; Magnoliopsida; Poales; Poaceae.
AUGCUAAGUUGGCUCCGACGCUUCCCUAACGAUGUGAUCCAUAGGAAGGGCAAUGGCACCACCACAGGCCGGAGGACCUCCUCCUCCACCUCUUGGAGGAACAAGAGCAACAGCUUCACCGCACGGAUCAUCCGUUGUGCCUCCUCUGUGGUCGAUACAGCAGGCCGCCGACACGACGACGACGACGACGACGAUGAAGAUGAUGAUUGUCGUCUACCAUCGUCGCCUCCUCCUCCAGCACCACCAAAUCAUUAUAAUAAUGACAGUGGCAGAAACACCAGUGUCAUCUCGGCCAAAGCCUUCUCGUUCCGCGAGCUAGCUGACGCCGCAGGAAACUUUCGCCAAGCCAACUUCCUCGGCGAGGGGGGAUUCGGUCGCGUCUACAAGGCCCGCCUGCUCAUUGCUGGUGAGGACGACCUUCCGGUGGCCAUCAAGCAGCUGGACCGCAAUGGCUUCCAGGGCAACAAUGAGUUCAUGGUGGAGGUGCUCAUGCUCAGCAUGCUGCACCACCCCAACCUCGUCAGCCUCAUUGGUUACUGCGCCGAGGGUGACCAACGCCUGCUCGUCUAUGAGUACAUGGCACUAGGAUCCCUCGAGGACCACCUGUUGCUGCUGCGUGAUGAUGACGAUCAUGACAACGAUGACAGCCAACAGCAGCAUGGCCCUUUGCCUUGGCGCACGAGGAUGAAGAUCGAUCGCGCUCGGCGCGGCGCGGGGUCUAGAUCCUCCAACAUCCUCCUCGACCAAGACUACAAUCCCAAGCUCUCCGACUUCGGCCUCGCCAAGCUCCUCCCCGCCCCGCGCACUGACUCAUCCUCCUCAUCGUCGUCCUCCUCCUCAUCAAGCAGCAACAAGGUGAUGGGCACGUAUGGGUACUGUGCGCCGGAGUACUUGCGGACAGGAAAGCUCAGCGCCAAGUCGGACGUCUAUAGCUUUGGGGUGCUUCUGCUGGAGCUCAUCACCGGCCGACGAGCCAUCGACGCCAGCCGGCCGGAUGGCGAGCAAAGCCUCGUUGGAUGGGCGGCACGGAUAUUUGGUGACCCCAAGAGGUUCCCUGAGCUGGUGGACCCUCGGUUGGCGAUGGCAAUGCUAGGGCCUGCAGCAUCAGAGCUGAAGCAGGCCGUGGGUGUGGCAUCCAUGUGCUUGCAGGAACACUACGCCCUGCGUCCUGUCAUGACCGACGUCGUCAUGGCCCUUUCCUUCCUCGCCAUUGAUUCUCCUCCCUGCUAG